UAUGUAUUUUAAUUCAAAAAAUUACUGAAACAUUCUAAUUUUUCCACUUGCUCUCACUCAAAUAUUAUAGAUGCCCCCAUUUUUUGCUGAAUUCACCGAAAGUGUUUUUCGUCAUUUUCGACGAAACGAGCCAGACGAAGAAAAUUCGGCGAUUUGCAGUGAAAAAAUGUCCUCGUAUGGAGCUAUUGGUGUAGAUGAUAAUGACACGGAUCCCCUUCUUGACGAUGAACCACCACGUCGUCUACCACCAGCCGGAGGAGUUCCAAUUGGUCGACGUCGUGCAAUUUCUGCAUCACAAAUCGGCUCAAUUCCAUCUCAAUCAGCUGCAACACGACAACCUUACUUAUUCACAGGAGGCCUUGGAUUACGAGAUGAAAGUCUAUUAUCAUUACAUUCUGAAGAUGAUUUACACCGUGAACACAAUAAUGCAUUGAGAUAUCGUCUCUACAAUCGAUUGGAUCCUGGAGGCGAACACUUGACUAUGCCUGACCAUGUUCUUCCGCCAAAUCUCUUCUCGAUUUUACCAUUCGAAGAAUUAAAAGAUGUCUCAGGAAAACAAGGAAGCAUUGUAACAAUAUUCUCAAUUUGGAAUACAAUGAUGGGAACUUCAUUACUAGCAAUGCCGUGGGCUCUUCAACAAGCUGGUCUUGUUCUUGGAAUUAUCAUUAUGCUCUCAAUGGCUGCAAUUUGUUUCUACACUGCAUACAUUGUAAUUGAAAGUCCGAAACGUUUACAAGAUUUGUCAGUUGAUCCACUAUUGGCUGAAUUCUCAGAUGUUUGUAAAUCUUUGUUUGGAAGAAUUGGUGAAUAUUGUGCUGUUGUAUUCAGUGUAUGUGUCCUAAUUGGUGGAGUUAUCGUCUAUUGGGUACUCAUGUCGAACUUUUUGUAUUACACUGGUGCAGUUGUCUAUGAAUCAAUGCAGCCGAAUAGUACCACUAUUCCAGUUAUGGAAAAUAAAACGUUCACUUGCGACGUAUACUGCCCAGAACAAACAUCUCAAUGGACAAUUCCACAAUGGGAAAAACAACUUUACGACGCCGUAUCCGAGAUGGAAGGAGGCGAAACAGGCGACGAUUCAUGGAGUUUUGACAAAUUUUGGACACUUCGUGGCACUGUUCCAAUUUAUUUGGCUUUUGCUCUGUUUCCACUUAUGAACUUCAAAUCACCAACAUUCUUCACGAAGUUUAAUGUUCUUGGAACAAUUUCUGUCAUGUACCUAUUAAUGUUCGUUUUCUCGAAACUUUUGGAAUGUGGUGUCAAUAUGGAUUUUUCGAAUCCAAAAUCAAUUCACUAUGUUCAAUUAGCAAAUAUGCAUUUUCCUGCUCUGAGUGGUACUCUCACACUCUCAUAUUUCAUUCAUAAUGCUGUUCUCACUAUUCUUCGAAAUCAGAAACAUCCAGAGAAUAAUGCAAGAGAUUUAUCGAUAGGAUAUUGUUUGGUUGCUUUUUGCUAUGUUUUCAUUGGGUUCACAUUUUUCGCCGCGUUUCCCGUUCAAAGAAGUUGCAUUAGUGAUAACUUCCUAAACAAUUUUGGAGCUGGUGACGUGCUAUCCUCAACUGCUCGUCUUUUCCUUUUAUUCCAAAUGAUCACAGUUCUUCCAUUGUUGAUGUUUCUCGUUCGCUCUCAACUUUUCUACGCAAUUUUUGGACAAACAUGGCCUGGAGCGAUUAGAGUUAUAAUUCUUAAUGUUUUGCUUAUUGCUGUUGCGGUCGGAUUUGCAACAUUUUAUCCAAAUGUUGGAAGUAUUUUAAGAUAUGUGGGAUCAAUUUCUGGAUUAGUUUAUGUAUUUGCCCUUCCUGCAAUGGUUUAUAUUAAACAAAGUGAAGCGGCUGGAACAUUAACUCCCAUGAAGAAAUAUGCUCAUUAUGGAAUUAUCGUUAUUGGAGUUGCCAAUCUUAUUGCCCAAUUUGUGAUCUAGUCGAAUCGUUUACAAUUUACAAAGAAAAUCAGUAGUAGAUCAGAAUUUUCGUUUCAAGAAAUCAACCAAAUCAGUUCAUUCAUUCAUUUUAUCACUUUAUCAUUUGUAUUUUCUUAUCAAUCUUUUUUUAUCCCUUUCCCCCUUCAAUCAGACUAACACCUGAUCUAUUCAUUUUUUUUCGUUUCAAAUUUUCCGCCAAUUCAAUUUCGUGUUUCAUACAUUGUCUGUGUAUUUUUGUCAUGUUACGGCGAUCGAGUUUUUCGAUUUUUUCUUGUACAAAAUUUUUUCACUUGAUUCCUUGUCCUAUACUACGGUUUCCUUAUAUAUCUUUUAAAAUAUAUCUAGAUCAGUUUCAUAGCUUUUCAUUAUUUUCUAAUAUUAAUGAAGGUGUUUCAAUUAAUAUAAAGUGAUGAUUCUUGAAA
Messenger RNA from Caenorhabditis elegans, 2340 nucleotides. It is a transcript of the gene F13H10.3, whose product is annotated as Sodium-coupled neutral amino acid transporter 9 homolog. Gene Ontology annotation, cellular component: late endosome membrane; lysosomal membrane. The transcript has 11 exons. Bases 71 to 1918 code for a protein of 615 amino acids. Lineage: Eukaryota; Metazoa; Nematoda; Chromadorea; Rhabditida; Rhabditidae. The record is from RefSeq and is marked reviewed. Gene Ontology annotation, biological process: L-alpha-amino acid transmembrane transport.